Messenger RNA from Rotaria sp. Silwood1, 543 nucleotides. The record is from the annotation of a GenBank genome assembly. Lineage: Eukaryota; Metazoa; Rotifera; Eurotatoria; Philodinida; Philodinidae.
AUGACUUCUGAAGGUAGUACUGACUCAGUAAGUUCCACAUUAACAACAACUUCAACAACAACAACGAUUGUACGUUCAAUCGUAACAAUCACUCGACCAGGAGACACUAUUAUUGGAGUAUAUAACACAACGGCUGUGCCUCUACUGGAGGUAAAGAUGGUAGGCACUGGUGACUAUAACGUAGUGGCCCCUGCACCUGGAGUUGGCACUGGUUUCUAUGUUACACCUGCCAUUAGCAAUGCUUCAAUUACCAUAAGUCUUCUCUUUGCAACUGCAAAUGAUUCUCCUAAUCGUGAUCCAAUCACAGUGACUCUCGAAGGAUCCAACGCUAAUGCACUUGAUAAUGGAUCGAGCUGGACACUUAUCUAUAGUGGUUCGACUGGCAUCAGUCACACAGCGGAUCCAGGUCGAAUGGUAUAUGUUACUAGACAAAAUUUUUCGAACACAAUUGCCUAUAGAAGUUAUCGACUUCUUGUUACUUCUCAACGUGCUCCAGAAUGGGGUGUUCAAUAUUCGGAAGCUCAAAUUAUUGGCUAUAUUUAA